AUGUUGUCAAGAUAUUUUGGAAUUGUUUUUCCUGAAGACCACGAUAGGAGCGCGCAAGCGCACUCUGGUCGAAUCUGCGCCGCUGCAGGUGGAUCACCAACGCUGUCCCCCUGCUCGAGCUUGGAUAGAGCCACGUCGCCUAUUUCUCCCACACAGAGCAACAAGCGAAGCCGCAGCAAGAGCCGCAGCGGGAACGAGAGCCGCCUCCGCCACAGCGGAAACCGCAGCAGGAGCAGCAGCAGGGGCCGUCGCGUGAAAUCUGGGACGGCGGGUGUCCGCCCCGUUUCGACACAUUGCGCGAAAGUAGAGCAUACCAAUCGCAAACGUUUCUGGGUCUGGAAGGAUGCAGCUUCUUGUCGCGCGAAGUCUCCACGACAAAAAAAUCUGUAUUGUAUGAACGCCAAAAGCUAAGCCCACUUGUUGCCAUGCAAAAGGCCGACUUUUCGCGCGGGAUAAGCAUGAGGAAGGUCUCGCAGCAUCUGUGAUGCUUGUGUGUGCAUUCCAGACCAUGCGCAUGGUCCGCGAGCUGCACGAGGACAAGUUUCGUUGCACCCUUCCAGACCCAGACACAUUUGCAAUGGAUAGAAGACAGCGCACAACAGCCUAUGUUGGGGAGGGCGACGACCGACACUCAGCUAGAGCUAGAAGCACACCGACAGCGUCGCUCUCGGGCCCGUGACUCGUCUGACUUUAGCCGCAGCAGAAGCCGUUCCGUGAAAUCUGGGGGGAUGAAGCAUUGUGCGAAUAUCAAUUGCAGAUAUGUCUGGAGCUCGAACAAGGAAGGACGCAGCUUGUCGUGCGAAAUCUCCACGAAAAAAAAUCUGUGUUGCAUGAACGCCAAAAGCUGCCCACUUGUGGCUCGUCUCCAAAAGGCUGACUUCUCGCGCGGGAUAGCCAUGAGGAAGGUCUCGCAGCAUCUGUGAUGCUUGUGUGUGCAUUCCAGACCAUGCGCAUGGUUCGCGAGUUGCACGAGGACAAGUUUCCCACCCUUCCAGACCCAGACAUAUUUGCUCUGGAUAGAAGACAGCGCGCAACAGCCUAUGUUGGGGAGGGCGACGACCGACACUCAGCUAGUACCCCGACAGUGUCGCUCUCGGGCCAGUGACUCGCUUGACUUUACUUCUAGUAAGUCACUAGUACGAGUUCGUUGA
Amoebophrya sp. A120 is the source of this 1151-nucleotide messenger RNA. NCBI's taxonomy places the organism in Eukaryota, Dinophyceae, Syndiniales, Amoebophryaceae. The record is from the annotation of a GenBank genome assembly.